Messenger RNA from Dendroctonus ponderosae (mountain pine beetle), 983 nucleotides. Its product is annotated as 40S ribosomal protein S6. The transcript has a single exon. Lineage: Eukaryota; Metazoa; Arthropoda; Insecta; Coleoptera; Curculionidae. Gene Ontology annotation, biological process: translation. The record is from RefSeq and is a predicted model, not a curated record. Gene Ontology annotation, molecular function: structural constituent of ribosome. Gene Ontology annotation, cellular component: ribosome. Bases 119 to 850 code for a protein of 243 amino acids.
UAGAAAUCCUACGUUCGGCCAUUUUGUGACAUGGCGUAUCCAUGUGGUUUUUGAGUUCCCAUAAUUAGUGGUUUUUUAUAGUAAAACGCAGGGAUUUUUCAAUAAGUUUGUGUGAAAAAUGAAGCUGAACGUAUCGUAUCCUGCGACAGGAUGUCAAAAGCUGUUCGAAGUAGUGGACGAACACAAAAUUCGUAUAUUCUACGAAAAGCGCAUGGGUCAGGAGGUGGAGGCUGAUCCAUUAGGCGAAGAAUGGAAAGGAUAUGUCCUGAAAAUCGCUGGAGGAAACGACAAACAAGGUUUCCCAAUGAAACAGGGAGUGCUUACCAACAGCCGUGUUCGAUUGCUGUUGUCAAAAGGGCACUCCUGUUAUAGACCAAGACGCCAAGGUGAGCGCAAGAGGAAAUCGGUCCGCGGCUGCAUCGUAGACGGCAACUUGUCCGUCCUCGCCUUGAUCGUCAUCCGUAAAGGAGAGCAGGAAAUUCCCGGCCUUACCGACACCACUGUCCCUCGUCGUCUUGGACCUAAAAGGGCCUCCAACAUCCGCAAGCUGUUCAACCUUACCAAGGAUGACGAUGUGAGACAAUAUGUUGUCAAGCGUCCACUCCCAGUGAAGGAAGGCAAAAAGCAGCGCUACAAGGCCCCAAGAAUCCAACGCUUGGUAACCCCUGUGGUUGUGCAAAGAAAGCGCCACCGUUUGGCACUGAAGAAGAAGAGGUGCCUGAAACGCAAAGAGGAGGCCGACAACUACGCCAAGUUAUUGGCCCAGAGGAAAAAGGAGUCCAAAGCCAAGAAGGAGGAAGCGAAAAGGCGCCGUUCUGCCAGUAGCAGGGACAGUCGUUCGAGCAAAUAAAGAUUUGAUGACCGAUUGAUUAUUACUGAAACUUCAUUGCUUGUACAAACAAUGAGCUUUCAUCAAUAAUUUGUUUUUUUUCUACAUUUAUGUCGUGUAUUAAGAAAUAUAAAUCAAAUUGAGUCUUUAUAUA